Coregonus clupeaformis (lake whitefish) is the source of this 1928-nucleotide messenger RNA. Its product is annotated as transcriptional enhancer factor TEF-3-like. NCBI's taxonomy places the organism in Eukaryota, Metazoa, Chordata, Actinopteri, Salmoniformes, Salmonidae. Gene Ontology annotation, cellular component: transcription regulator complex. Gene Ontology annotation, molecular function: DNA-binding transcription factor activity, RNA polymerase II-specific; RNA polymerase II cis-regulatory region sequence-specific DNA binding. The record is from RefSeq and is a predicted model, not a curated record. The transcript is spliced from 11 exons. Bases 87 to 1166 code for a protein of 359 amino acids. Gene Ontology annotation, biological process: regulation of transcription by RNA polymerase II; hippo signaling; embryonic organ development.
CCGACAUUGAACAGAGCUUCCAUGAGGCCCUGUCCAUCUACCCGCCCUGCGGACGCAGGAAGAUUAUCCUCUCCGACGAGGGAAAGAUGUAUGGACGAAACGAGCUGAUAGCACGGUACAUCAAGCUACGCACAGGGAAGACGCGGACAAGAAAGCAGGUGUCCAGUCACAUCCAGGUGCUAGCACGACGGAAGGCCCGGGAGAUCCAGGUGAAGCUGAAGGUACGCUACGACCAGGCUGCCAAAGACAAGGCCCUCCAGAGUAUGGCCACCAUCUCCGCUACCGCCUUCCAGAACAAGAUGGCUCUGCAGGGGCUGUCCAGGCCGCCGUACCCCACUGCUGGUGGAUUUUGGCAUGGCGGUCUUCCAGGACAGCCUGGGGGUCCUGAAGACAUUAAGCCCUUUUCCCAGCAGAGUUACGCCAUGCAGUCGUCCGGCCCACUCCCCAUAACAGGCUAUGAGAGCAUGGCAGGCCUUUCAAUGUCGCCGGGCGCCCCCCCGUGGCAGGGGCGGAGUAUCGCCAGCUCUAAGCUCCGCAUGCUGGAGUUCUCCGCCUUCCUGGAGCAGCCUCAGGACCAAGAGACCUUUAACAAGCACCUGUUUGUGCACAUCGGUCAGUCCAACCCCACCUUCAGUGACCCUUACCUGGAGGCAGUGGACAUCCGGCAGAUCUACGACAAGUUCCCUGAGAAGAAGGGAGGGCUGAAGGAGCUGUUUGAGAAGGGGCCGCCAGACACUUUCUUUCUCGUCAAGUUCUGGGCUGAUCUGAGUGCCAACCUGCAGGACGACAGCAGUUUCUUCUACGGCGUGUCCAGUCAGUACGAGAGCUCUGAGAACAUGAUCAUCACCUCCUCCACCAAGGUCUGCUCCUUCGGAAAGCAGGUGGUGGAGAAAGUAGAGACGGAGUAUGCGCGGUUUGAGAAUGGGCGGUAUGUGUUCAGGACCCACCGGUCCCCACUAUGUGAAUACAUGAUCAACUUCAUCCACAAGCUCAAACACCUGCCGGAAAAGUACAUGAUGAACAGUGUACUGGAGAACUUCACCAUCCUACAGGUGGUCACCAACAGGGACACACUGGAGACCCUGCUGUGUAUAGCCUAUGUCUUUGAGGUGUCUACUAGUGAGCAUGGAGCCCAGCACCAUAUUUACCGGCUGGUCAAAGACUGAGACAGCCCUGUGGACAGAAAACCACUAUAGGCCAACAAUAACAACAACAACACCCCAACCAUGGACAAUCUCCUCUGUAAGCUGCAAGCACCAUACGAUUGUCUGUCAGGACCCAAAGAAGCACUGGGCGGGUUGCUUGCCCACUGAAACUACUGUGGAAGAGUUGGAUUGGGAGCUGGAGUGAACUGUACAACUGUGUGAUGUGAAGGAGAGGAGCAGAGGGUGGGAACCUUCAUUGUGGUUUAUCUGUAUGUACUAGAGGAGCCAAACGUCAAGACAAUGCAUGAGAAAUGGUUGUUUUUUUACCUCAUAUUACUAGUGAUUGCUUGUUUGAUUUAGUUUCAUUUUACACAGCUGCAUGAGCGGGAUUAGUUUUCUUUGUCUGUGGGCGCCACCUAGUGACUUCUAAUGUAUAUUACACACAGGGCAAGAGGACGAAAGGAGAACUGGAAAGCAAGACUGCACAUCCAUAGCAUUGUUUUGGUGCUAAUAUUUGUGUUAUUUGAGUAAAAGUACAGUACCACAGCCAUCUCCUCUGAAAAAGUAUCUCUAUUGAAGAAAAUAAGAGGCAAAAUUAUGAUUAAAAUAAAUAUUGUAUCCACCUGGUUUGAUGGUCAAAUUAAAUGUUUUGGACUAUUGUUGAAUGAAAUUGAGCAUAACUCACAUACAGUAGAUAACUCUGCUUGAACCUGAACCAGGUUUGAAUCUGCUAUCUAUAAUUGAAGCUGACUAGCUACAGUAUGAAUAAACUGUUGUAAUCUA